AUGGCCACGUCGAAGUCCUCCGGAUCCGCUUCGCCCGCUUCGUCCUCUUCGUCCUCUUCAUCAAGCCAUGAGGAGGAAAAACCAUCUGUGACUUUGGGCAACAGCGACACUUCCACAGAGGCUGAGAAUGCACCAGCUAAAGCGAGAGCAUAUGCUGGUAUGUUUACUUGGCCAUGUCCGCGGCAUUUUUUCCAAGACUUGGAAGAUCGACGAGCAGCAAAGGUCCUUAAGCCUUGUGAUGUUUCCAAGGAGAAACUGUUGGAGGCCUUCACAAAAGCGCUGAAGAGCAAAGGUUACUUGCACAAUCUUGUGAAGGCUGCCGUGGCGGAUGAACCGCACAAGCAUUACCAGCCCGAUGGUGCUUCUCGGGAAAGACACAAACACCUCAUCUUUCUGUUUCGAGCUCCGUUUGUGCACGCUGGCGUUCGCAAGCUGUUGGCCGAAGAGUUUGGGUACCAUGGAUUCUUCACAUUUCAUCGCGCGGGCUGGUGCGCCUAUCUGGAUUACCUGAUGAUGGAGAGCGCAAAGAAACCAGCGCAUGAUUUAGACCGUGACCUUGUGUUUUAUCCGUCAAGUUACACCAAGCAGAAAGCUGAUGGCGAGCUUGCAGGGAUGUCCUCGCAGGCCGCCGAAGAGGAAAAGAUGCGUGGCAACUCUUUGGUUUGGGACCAUGUGGGGCAGCUUCGGGAUCCAGCUGCGGAAGUGCAGAAAAUCUUGGCUGCGUGGCACCGACCUGAAACCUUGGGGGCUUCAACUCUUAUCACCUCACCACGCUUUCCUUUGGAGCACUUUGAUGUACCUCCACGGGUCCUGCAGUGGAAGGAGACCCAAUCCCUCACCCAUACCUUAAUCCUGCGUGGUCCGCCUGGGACUGGGAAGACUGAAAUGGCUAUAUCCGUGCUUUUGUCCACAUGCCGCGCUGGCAUCCACUUUGUCAGCAAGCUUGAUCAGAUGCAUAAGAUCACCGUGCACCCAGGUGAGGGACUUGUUGUCGAUGAGGCUUGCUUCAGGACAGUGAGCAUUGAUGAUGCGAAAGCUUGGUGCGAU
Durusdinium trenchii is the source of this 1047-nucleotide messenger RNA. The record is from the annotation of a GenBank genome assembly. Lineage: Eukaryota; Dinophyceae; Suessiales; Symbiodiniaceae.